AUGAAUAUCGAUGAAUCCGAUCCUCACCAUGAAGAAGUCUGGGACGACUCUCUUCUAAUCGAUUCCUGGAAUCAGGCUCUGAAAGAGUACAAAAAGUACCACAGCAUCCACGCGAAAGGCGGCAACAUCCGAGACUUGGAAGAAGCCGACGCUAGUUCAUCCAAUAAGGUCAUAGAGGCUCUCAAAGUGGACGAAGCAGGCAGUCAACCGGUGACCGAGACCGAGAAACACGUCGAAGAACUGCCGAGUAACGAUGCUGAUGCAGCAAUGAAUGAUUCCUCUGAGCAGCAUAGCUCACAACCGGGGCACGGCUUAAGCUCCAUCCCCAGCGCGUUUCCGUCUCAGGCACUCCUUGGCACAGAUGCCGCACUGACACUGGGGAAACUUUCCGAGCUGCGAUUAACAGUGCGCGAUGACAAUCUGAAAAAGCUCCUCAUGUCAUGGUACUACGCUGGCUAUUAUACCGGCUUGUUUGAGGGGCAGCAGCAAGCACAGCAGCAGGCACCGCAUCCCUGA
Messenger RNA from Trichoderma aggressivum f. europaeum, 516 nucleotides. RefSeq lists its product as uncharacterized. The transcript is spliced from 5 exons. NCBI's taxonomy places the organism in Eukaryota, Fungi, Ascomycota, Sordariomycetes, Hypocreales, Hypocreaceae. The record is from RefSeq and is a predicted model, not a curated record. Gene Ontology annotation, cellular component: nucleus. Bases 1 to 516 code for a protein of 171 amino acids.